ACAGGGUGCAUGAAAGGGUUAAAAUAUAUGAGUGUCGUAGUGUAGUUGUGGCGGAAUACUUACCGGGGCGGUAGUCUCCCCUUUUUAAGAGGUGGGAUGGGAGUGUGUGUUCCAACUUCUUUGUUUUACAGGGUGCCUUUUAUGGGCUCAUGAUCGGCCUCCUCAUCGGCUUAUCCAGGAUGAUCGCAGAGUUUGCUUACGGCACAGGCAGCUGCGUGGAGCCCAGUAACUGUCCCACCAUCAUAUGCGGCGUUCACUACCUCUACUUCGCCAUCAUCCUCUUUGUGGUCUCCUGCAUCGUCAUCCUUGGCGUCUCCCUCGUGACCAAACCCAUCGCCGACAAACACUUGUAUCGACUGUGUUGGAGCCUGAGGAACUGUACUGAAGAAAGAGUUGACCUGGAGAAAGACGACUGGGUGGAAAAUGUCAACAGUAUGGAGGUGGAGGGUAAUUGUCUCAUGAUUAAUAAUAACCCAAAUGGUGCAGCCAUGACCUUUAUUUAUUUUUUUUAAGAUACUACUAGUUAAAGUUGACCUUCGCUAUUCAUGGGGGAUAACG
Molecule: messenger RNA, 558 nt
Organism: Hippocampus comes (tiger tail seahorse)
Lineage: Eukaryota; Metazoa; Chordata; Actinopteri; Syngnathiformes; Syngnathidae
Product: sodium/glucose cotransporter 1-like
Exons: 2
Coding region: 150-512 (120 amino acids)
Biological process (GO): sodium ion transport
Cellular component (GO): plasma membrane
Molecular function (GO): D-glucose:sodium symporter activity
Source: RefSeq, a predicted model, not a curated record